Xenopus tropicalis (tropical clawed frog) is the source of this 3618-nucleotide messenger RNA. RefSeq names its product X-linked Kx blood group related 5 (gene xkr5). Lineage: Eukaryota; Metazoa; Chordata; Amphibia; Anura; Pipidae. Gene Ontology annotation, cellular component: plasma membrane; membrane. The record is from RefSeq and is a predicted model, not a curated record. The coding region runs from base 98 to 2095 and encodes 665 amino acids. The transcript has 7 exons.
AUGGGAAUGCUGGCCCGUCAGGGGAAGGGGGCGGCGGAAGGCGGGAAGUUCGGAUCUGCUCACGGUUGGGAAGCGCUUUUCCCCGGGCCGCUGCGGGAUGGAGGCCUCCGGGAGCAGUGUGGGCUGCGCGGCUGUGUCCCUCCUGCUGUACCUGAUGGAGAGGGGGGCGGAGCUGGCGGUGCUGGUACAUUACUUUCUGACGGGUCAGUACACAUGGGCCAGUUGCACUCUCGCGCUGCUAAUACCGGGCUGCUUGGUUCAGGCCUUGAGUUUUGCCUGGUUCCGGAAAGAAGGGCCCGCGGGGGGCUUCACUGUGACCCUCAUCCAUGUCCUGCAGCUGGGAAUCCUAAAGAGACAGGCGGACUGCCUUCAGGUGGCGCUACGAGAAGGGAAAAGACAGAAGCCGGGGAAUGAGCGAGAGCUGCUUAUGCAACAGGGAGAUGCGGCCCUCCUGCGGCUCGUGGAAGCUCUACUCCAGGCUCUGCCUCACUUGCUGCUACAGACUUAUAUCUACCUGGCCUUGGAAUAUACCAAUGCUUAUGCAGUCGCCAGCGCGUUGCUGUCUCUUCUCUCGCUCUCGUGGGCACUGGUGUCAUACAGCCGCUUCCUCUGUCUCCUGAAACCCGGACACCUCUCCAUGCCCUGGGCCUCGCUGCUCUGCCAGCUGCUUUGGAGGAUGGGAAUGAUUGGCACUCGGGCCAUGGCCUUGGCGGUGUUUGCCAGGGUCUAUCACUUCUGGGUGUUUGCUGUGGCAGGUGCCCACUGGCUAGUCAUGUCUUUCUGGCUAGUAGCCCAGCAAACUGACCUCAUCUCCAGACCUUGCUACUGGAAGCUGUUCAAUGCCCUAGUUGGGGCAGUCUAUGUCUUCUGCUUCCUUAAUGUCAGGGAUGGACCUUCAAGGUACCGCGUUGCCAUCUUUUAUACGGUAAUGCUACUGGAGAAUGCUAUUCUGCUGCUGCUUGCUACUGACUUCCUGCAGGGGGUGCUGUGGAGCAACGUCAGACUGACUGUGGUUGUGAUGUGCGGAUUCCUUAUUGGUUGUGCUGCACUGAUUAUAUACUACACCCUGCUGCACCCCAAAUCCACACAAAUAUCCCAGAGCUUCAGGAAAAUGGCGCAUGUAGUCAGGGCGCGGCGAGACACCUUUCCACGGAACAACCACCAUGGACCCUCUGAAAGAGCUGAUGGCGAUACCUUCAGCACAGCUGCCAAUCUGAAGUGCCCCACAUCCGACAGCGAGGGCCUCGUUCAUUGGCUACAGAAAUCCAGCAGGCGCCAUUACUGGCUGCUCCUGAAGCUAGCCAUGAAAACGGGCAACGUGUCCAAGAUCAACACAGCUUUCGGCGACUGCGAUUUCGGCUUAACCUUUUCUCCAGGUUGUCCUGAAAGCAUUCCAAACAGCGGCUACACUUGUAUUAAACACGCAGAGUCUGACCAUUGCCGUCAACCAGAAUCUCCGGAUUUCGUGAUUUUGGAGUCGGAAAGGUGGGUUUUUGGAAAGACAGAAGUUGAAUCGGCAUCCUAUGUCACCCUGGGCAAAACCGGUGCAGAAGACAACAAGGUCAAUGAAGCUCGAGGAGAACGGAAUCCUGGUGUUUCUCCGAGCAGCAGAGAUGCCCCCCAGGAGAAUGGUACCUUGUACUUUAGUGCAAACACAGAAGAACUUUUACAUUCUGCUAAUGUAGGACCUGAGAAACCUGGUGCUGCUUCAGUAGAACCGAUCCAAACCCCCACUAAAGAAAUCCCCGCGCAGGAAGGAGCACGUACUGAGGUGUAUCCUGCCAUAUGCGUCAGCCCUAUCCUGAGCUUGGCCACCAACAGCAACUUCCAGAGAAGCAUUGCCCCAGACGUAGGGAGUCUGUGUGACGACUCCUCCAUGUCUAAUGAUGAGGCCGAUGUUACGGAGGCAGAGGAACUGCCUGGAGAGAGAGCACGACUUUUAUUGGCUCCUGGGCUACUGGCCCCCUCUCUGAGAGGGCGACUGAUUCCGGAAGAGAAGCCCUGUUUCACCUCCACCCCUAAACCCCAAACCGCAAGCGCUGAACCUGGGUUACGGGAGGAUAGUAAAACCAAGAGGAAACUGCUUGAGCCAUGAGUGACAGUGCAGUAAAGCAGCCUCACUGAGCUUGGAACGGUCUGGAAUCAAAUCUUGUAUGGGUUCAUACAAUGGAAUGUUUCCUUUUGAGCUGGGAACCUAUCUGGAGGUACCGGCUACGGUGUGGGUAGUAACCCCCUGGUUGCGCUUAUCCUGUGUAUACCCAAAUAAGCCAUGUCUGUAAUGCAGCCAAGGGGUUAAUACAAGUAUUGAACUUCUGUAAAAGGGAUAAUGCCCACAGCAUUCCUAACCCAGAGACUUAAUAAUUAAUCCCCAAGUCGGGAAGUUAUUGACCCGAUAGUAUUUACAUGGUGUUUGUGGCACGUAGGUCAGAUCUGGUCUGUGCCAUGUAACGUGUUUCUAAUACACAGCGGGCGGGGGGGGGGGGGGGGCAGCUGUAUUAAUGACAGUGACAUUGCUUUAGGCAAUAAUAUAUUUAUAUAUUUGUAGAGUAUUUGUGCUGAUUUAGUAUCAAGCUUGCACGGCAGCCUCAGUGCGUGACUGCUUCCCUGAGUAAGCGGAAAAGAACCACUAUCUUCCCUUUGUCUCUUUCUCCUUCCAUGGACUCUCUAACUGCAGCCUCAAGCUUUAAAGGUGCAAUAUAACUCCCUUUAUUAACCUCAAUGAAUAUGGCACCGAACAUAAUUGUCUAUAACAUUAGUGGAUAUUAACCAUAUCUGUGGUGUUUGCUCUUGCACUAAAUACAUUCAAACCUCUCUCCCACUUCCUGGUUCUGCCCACUCACUGAGGAGGAGUAGGAAGUGAAACAAAUUACUGGUCAAGGCCUAAAGUAUAAUGGGCUGCUCUUUAUCUCGAAGGCUGGAACCCAGUGAAGGGAGUAGUUUGUUUAUACAGAGCUCAUUAUCUUAUGUAAAAAAGUUUGUGUGUGCUUUAUAAUACCAAAAAAUUAGGAAUUUUAUUUUUUAAAAUUAAGCAGAAGACUUUUGGUACAAGUGCUAUUGUGCUCCUGUUGAGCCAAGGUUUAUGGUGCUGUCUUAAAAGGCAAUGGGAAGGUUCCUAAUACGGAUGAGCCCCCCUGGUGAAGAUUUGGCUGAAUACCAAAUUAAAACCACAGAGGAGGGCUCUUUAGAGGUAGCCCAAGCCAAGGUAGUUAUAAGGAUGCCGAAUAGGCUGGCUUCAGUAAUGUCUGCCGGUUUUGCAGCAGUGCCGUUCUCCAAGGAUGCUCCAUAGCAGUAACAUUUCUCUGCUGCUUGUUUCCCGCCUAGAUCGGAUUAAUAAUAUAUUUAUUUAAAUGUAUAAAAGUAACUCUAAUAUAAAGAAAAUGUAGAAAAAUCAACUACCUUGUAAAUUGGGCAUUUACUGGUCCAAAUAUUUCAAUUCUUUUCAUUGCUUUAUUGUCUUACAUUUCAUUGGUACCUAAGAUCUAACGAUAAAUCCAUUUUUGGGUGUAAGCAGUUGCUGGGAGUUGUACCCAAGGGCUUCAGGUUGGCUAACACUGAUAUAGGGUGUUGCUGUGCUCCCUGGGGUGCCAGUAGGCAGGACCCUUGGUAGUUGCCCCACUU